Molecule: messenger RNA, 3430 nt
Organism: Abrus precatorius (Indian licorice)
Lineage: Eukaryota; Viridiplantae; Streptophyta; Magnoliopsida; Fabales; Fabaceae
Product: subtilisin-like protease SBT1.8
Exons: 2
Coding region: 266-2512 (748 amino acids)
Biological process (GO): proteolysis
Molecular function (GO): serine-type endopeptidase activity
Source: RefSeq, a predicted model, not a curated record
AAGGUGGAGGAGCAGGGGAAGGGAAAGCCGUUGGGAAAAAACUGAAAAGCCCGGGAUUUUUAAAUAGGAGUGAGGAGGCAGAGCGAGAGAUAUACAUAGUUGAACUCUAAUGGUUUAGCAAACGGUAAUUAUAAUUUCUUACUGUCUAUAAAGCCGAUAAGAGCGAAGAGUGUUUCACUCGUCUUCUCCGAUUCCAUUUGUACUUCUAAUUCCCUUCCAUCAUCCUAUCAUUAUCUGUGUGAUUAAGGAAAAACAAACUAAGAAAAUGAACUCAAUUUCUUGCUGUUCCAUUAUCUUCCUCCUUCUCCUGCAACUCAAAAUGGUGUCAGUCAUGGCCGCGAAGAAGACUUACAUAGUGCACAUGAAACACAGCACCCAUCGUGACUGGUACUCCUCCGCUUUCGAUUCUACUGACUCCCUCCUUUAUGCGUACACUACCUCUUACAACGGAUUUGCUGCCACCCUAGAUGCUCAACAAGCCCACGCGCUUCGCACUUCCGAUUCAGUCUUGGCCGUCUACGAAGACACACUCUACACGCUCCACACCACUCGGACCCCCGAGUUCCUGGGCCUCCAGGCCCAUUCCGCUUUCUGGGAAGACCUACACCAAGCCUCACACGACGUCGUUAUUGGGGUCCUUGACACCGGCGUGUGGCCAGAGUCCCAAAGCUUCGACGAUUCUCAAAUGCCUCAGGUCCCCACACGAUGGCGCGGCACGUGCGAGUCGGCACCUGAUUUCGACCCUUCCCUCUGCAACAAGAAGCUCAUCGCUGCUCGGAGCUUCUCCAAGGGCUACCGCGCAGCCUCUGGGGGCGGUUACGCAAGAAAAGCCAGAGAAACCGCUUCGCCCCGCGACCGAGAUGGCCACGGCACUCACACUGCCUCCACCGCCGCCGGAUCCGUCGUCAAUAACGCCACCCUACUCGGCUACGCCACCGGCACCGCCCGCGGGAUGGCGCCUCAGGCGCGCGUGGCCGCCUACAAGGUCUGCUGGACCGACGGCUGCUACGCCUCCGACAUUCUCGCAGGCAUGGAUCAAGCCAUCCAGGACGGCGUCGACGUGCUCUCGCUGUCCCUCGGCGGCUCCUCCUCCGUGCCUUACUACUUCGACACCAUCGCGAUCGGAGCCUUCGCGGCGAUGGAAAGAGGAAUCUUUGUUUCGUGCUCGGCGGGGAAUACUGGACCUCGCGCGGGCUCCGUUGCUAACGUCGCUCCGUGGAUCAUGACCGUCGGAGCCGGCACGCUGGACCGGGAUUUUCCUGCGUACGCCAUGCUCGGGAACGGGAAACGCUUCGCCGGCGUUUCGCUUUACAGCGGAGAAGGCAUGGGAGAUGAACCGGUCGGUUUGGUUUAUUUUAACGACCAGUCGAACUCGUCCAGCAGCAUUUGCAUGCCAGGGUCGCUCGACCCGGAGAAGGUGCGCGGGAAGGUAGUUAUUUGUGACAGGGGGCUUAACGCGCGCGUUGAGAAGGGUGCGGUGGUGCGCGACGCGGGCGGGGUUGGGAUGAUACUCGCGAACACGGCGGCGAGCGGAGAGGGACUGGUGGCGGACAGUCACUUGGUAGCGGCCGUAGCGGUUGGGGAAAGCGCGGGUGAUGAGAUUAGACAGUAUGCGUCGUUGGAUCCUAAUCCGACGGCUGUUCUGAGCUUCGGCGGGACCGUGUUGAACGUGAGGCCGUCGCCUGUGGUGGCAGCAUUCAGCUCUCGUGGGCCCAACGGUGUGACGGCCCAAAUAUUGAAACCAGAUGUUAUUGGGCCUGGCGUAAAUAUCUUAGCGGGAUGGUCUGGGGCUGUUGGGCCAUCUGGGUCGCAGGACACUCGCAAGACCAACUUCAACAUCAUGUCUGGAACGUCCAUGUCUUGUCCUCACAUAAGUGGGUUGGCUGCGUUACUGAAAGCAGCUCAUCCAGAUUGGAGUCCUAGUGCUAUCAAAUCUGCACUCAUCACAACCGCCUAUACCCAUGACAAUACUCAAUCCCCUCUUCGUGAUGCAACCCGAGAAGCCUUCUCCACACCCUGGGCUUACGGGGCCGGUCAUGUCAGCCCACAGAAUGCCCUCUCUCCAGGCCUUGUUUACGAUGCCUCGGCCCAGGAUUACAUUGCAUUCUUGUGCUCUUUGAACUACACCCUUAACCAUAUACAACUCAUUGUCAAGCGUCCCGAUGUUAAUUGUUCUGUUAAAUUUAACGACCCUGCCCAACUCAAUUAUCCCUCCUUCUCCGUUGUGUUUGCAAGCAGUCAAGUUGCUCGAUACACGCGCACGUUGACUAACGUGGGGGAGCCAGGGUCCGUCUAUGAUGUUGCCGUGAGCGGGCCAUCCAUGGUGGGGAUAACGGUGCAUCCUAUCAGACUUGUGUUUGGAGAAGUAGGACAAAGCCUAACGUACACUGUGACCUUUGAGUCCAAUAGGGGUGUUGAUGAUUCCUCUACUUCUGAAUUUGGUAGCAUUACGUGGAGCAACGAUCAGUACCAAGUUAGGAGCCCGGUUGCUUUUACAUGGACCGAUUUAUGAUGUUGUGAUCUUACACUAUUGUUCAACUAAGGCCCAACAGCGAUAUGCAAGAAUUACAACCCCAAAAACGAAAAAGAUGAUUGACUCGAUAGAGCAAUUGUAAUAACAGAUUUAGUUGCACAUAGUUAAAGCUAAUGCAACAUAACACUGACCUAUCACGUGGCAUAAUGCCAUGCACUUCAGAACCCUUAAUCAAAGUGGAAAAACAAUGAGUGAAUUUGCGCAACCCAAAUUUAUGCCGUCACAAUCUGAAUUGGUGUUGAAUAAUGAUGCAUCUAAUGAUAUGUUUGGCUUUACAGUUGAGAAUCCCCAAAGUGCGGUUAAGACAAAAAUAAGAUGGAGAAAGUUGUAGCCGUACUAUAAUUAGAAGCAUUUGAAAGUGAAAAGCAAACGUGCACUAAAAAAGGCAGAGAUAUGCAAGUUAUGAGUAUGCUUUCAGCUUUUCCCUCAUCCCGGAAUCAGGUGGGCAAUUUCACAAAUGUGGAAACACUUGACGGACAAUUUAGAGGUCCUGAGCACCCCAUGUGCAAUUCAUGAAUUUAUUUAAUUUCUCUUUGGUACUUGGCAUGGCUUGCAGUUAAUCAGGCGAGAGAAGGUGGUAGCAUGUUCUACCGCAGUACAUACUACACACGGUCAUUUCAAAGUUAACACUUCCUCUGAAUUUCUAAUUACUAGUUAUUUCGAAGUGUCUUAUUCCGAACGAUCUUGGCCAUGAAUGGCUACUAAUCGGUGUACCAAAUGAAAAGACAUUUCCUGUGUCCUGUGUCAGUUAUGCAGAAAAAGGUAGCUCACAGCAAUCACUUAUUUUCCUGCCGUGCCAUUUGAUUAUUUCGUCCAUCAUCAACUUUCUUGUAGGACCACAGAAGUUGAAACUUGGAGGGAAAAAAAUCAAUAAGACAAAAAAGAAAACACUUUUCU